AUGAAGAAGACCGACGAUCUCGAUAUCGACGAGGUUGUUGACAAGUGCCUGGAGGUGAAAGGAGGCAAGCCGGGGAAGCUCGUGCAGAUCCCAGAGGGCCAGGUGAAAGGCUUGUGCACCACAGUUCGCGCCAUCUUCCUCGACCAAAGUCCCUUGCUCGAGUUGGAAGCCCCAUUGAAGAUCUGCGGUGACGUUCAUGGUCAAUAUCAUGACCUUCUGCGUCUUUUCGAGUACGGCGGCUUCCCCCCUGAGAGCAACUACCUUUUCCUGGGCGACUACGUGGACCGUGGCAAGCAGAGCUUGGAGACCAUCAUCUUGCUUUUUUCCUACAAGGUGAAAUUCCCUGAGAACUUCUUCCUCCUGCGUGGCAACCACGAGUGUGCUUCCAUUACACGAAUCUACGGCUUCUAUGAUGAAUGCAAGAGACGCUACAACAUCAAGCUUUGGAAGCAGUUCUGCGACGUCUUCAACUGCAUGCCUGUUUGCGCUAUCAUUGACGAGAAGAUAAUUUGCAUGCACGGCGGCCUCUCCCCUGAGAUCACCAGCUUCGACCAGGUCAAACGGAUCGUACGCCCCACUGACGUCCCGGACACCGGUUUGAUCUGCGACCUCUUGUGGGCAGACCCUGACAAGGACAUUGCCGGAUGGGCUGAGAACGAUCGUGGCGUCUCUUUCAUUUUUGGCCCGGAUGUUGUCACAAGCUUCCUUCAGAAACACGACAUGGACCUGGUAUGCCGGGCCCAUCAGGUUGUUGAAGACGGUUACGAGUUCUUCGCCAAGCGCCAGCUGAUCACGCUAUUCAGCGCGCCCAACUACUGUGGGGAGUUCGACAAUGCUGGUGCCAUGAUGUCCAUCGAUGAGACGCUGAUGUGCAGCUUCAAGGUGUUGAAGCCUGUGAAGAAGAAGUGA
Messenger RNA from Symbiodinium sp. CCMP2592, 909 nucleotides. Lineage: Eukaryota; Dinophyceae; Suessiales; Symbiodiniaceae. The record is from the annotation of a GenBank genome assembly.